Messenger RNA from Rosa rugosa (rugosa rose), 4302 nucleotides. RefSeq lists its product as uncharacterized. Gene Ontology annotation, molecular function: nucleic acid binding. The record is from RefSeq and is a predicted model, not a curated record. Lineage: Eukaryota; Viridiplantae; Streptophyta; Magnoliopsida; Rosales; Rosaceae. The transcript has 5 exons. The coding region runs from base 1 to 4302 and encodes 1433 amino acids.
AUGCGCAUUGGAGCACGAGGAAAGGUUGGUUAUCUGACCGAAGUAAAGGCUGAACCUGCCAUGAAUUCUGCAGAGUAUGAAGCUUGGGCCACAGACAAUGAAAAAGUGAAAACUGUAGUUCAAGAGACUUCAGCAAUGUCCUGGAUGCGUGUUCACAUGUUUUUGAGUGGACUUGACCCAGAGUAUGAUCAGCUCUUCCCAUUGAAGGAACUUUGUAUGCAUACACGAAACAAUCCUCAAGGAGCCUUGAUACCUCUUGAUAACGAGCUAGAGAAGAGCUUGAAAUUAAGGAAGAACGAACACGGGCAAACGUCACAAGUACAAACCCAAGACAUCACCAAGGACCUUGAAGACAUUAAAAUAGAAAUUCUGCCACCAACUUCACCUCAACGUUUUGAAGAAGAAGAGCGAGAACCAAUGGCAAGUAUACGACAACUCUCAUCCACCAGUGCAGGAAACACCAUCCCAACAUGCAUCACCUAUCCUGCAGCUGCAGAGGGAAAGGAAGCAGAGUUUGAAUUGAAGUCAGGUCUUCUCCAUAGGCUUCCAAUGUUCCAUGGUCUCUCUAGUGAAUAUCCUAUCAAACAUUUGAACGAGUUUCAGUUUGUUUGUGUGAGCAUGUGCCCCAAGGAAGCAGAUUUGCAAAUUCUGAAGCUCAAGGCAUUCCCUUUCUCACUUAUGGAUCAAGCAAAAGAUUGGUUAUAUGAGCUGCCUUCUGGACACAUCGACAGUUGGGAGGCGUUGACUAGGGCAUUCUUGGAUAAGUAUUUCCCUGCCUCUCGUGUGACAGUGCUUAGGAAGAAGAUCACAGGUAUUCAGCAAGAACAUGAUGAAUCAUUCCAUGCAUAUUAUGAAAGAUAUAAGGCACUUUUGGUGCAAUGUCCUCAACAUGGGAUGAAGGACGAGAACUUGCUCCAAUACUUUUAUGAAGGUCUCACGCCUCUUGAGAGACAAAUGCUUGAUGCAGCUAGUGGAGGAUCAUUCAUCGACAAGUCACCUGCUGCUGCUAAGGAGUUGCUUGAGAAUAGAGCCCUCACGGCUCAACAAUAUGAUGGCUUGAGCUCCGCACGUACAAAAGUCAAUGAGGUAAGUACUAAUAGUCAUCUUGAAGAUAAAAUUAAUAAGCUUACUUCACUUGUGUCUCAGGUCUUGACAACAAAGGGACAAGGAAUGGCUAUGGCAUGUGGAGUAUGCUCCAUGCAAGGACAUGCGACUGAUCAAUGCCCACAACUCAUGGGAGGUGAAGAAUGGGAGCAAGCCAACGCCAUAGGUUUUCAAGGAGGCCAAGGAAGACAAAAAUACGAUCCAUUCUCCAACACCUAUAAUGCUGGACUUAGGGAUCAUCCUAACUUUAGGUGGAGGAAUAAUGACAAUGUGCAAGGACCUCCUCAAGCUCAGAACUUCAACCGUGGACCACCAGGCUUUUAUCAGAAGCCUCAGGCUUUUCCUAACUCUACUCCUUUUAAUAAUUCUCAAAGUUCUAAUAAUGCUGCUAAUUAUGAUGAGAUUAUUAAAACUUUGACUACUUCUACUCAAUCCUUAUUGCAGACUCAACAAAAUACUUCGAUCCAGAUGAACACCAUGAGCAAGGAUGUUGAGGAGUUAAAGAAGCAGAUGGGUCAAAUGAUAGGUGCCAUGAACAAAUUCCAUGAGCAAGGAAAGCUCCCAAGUCAAACAGUUCCAAAUCCAAGGGGAGGAUUCGAAACUGCCAAAGCUAUCACCACCAGAAGUGGCAAGACCCUUCGGGAUGCCCCAAAAGCCCAAAAGGAUGUCCAUAUGGAUGUUGAAGAAGAAGAAAAGGACCCUGCAACGUCCAAGAAGGAGUUGAAGGCAUCACCUAACUCUGAGCAACAACUGAAACAAAAAGGUAAUGAUUCUAACUUGUCAAAUUCAGUUGUUGCUAACUACUCUACUCCUAUGCCUUUCCCAAAUAGAUUUGCUCACGCUAAAAAGGAUGAAAGUGAGAAAGCUAUCUUGGAGACAUUCAAGAAGGUCCAAGUGAAUAUACCUCUUCUUGAGGCCAUCAAGCAAGUUCCAAAGUAUGCUAAGUUCUUGAAAGAGCUAUGUACUACAAGAAGGAGGCUGCGUGAGAAAGAGGUAGUGAAGGUAAGUGAGAACGAGGGAGCUAAGCCAAGUGGAGAGGCUCAACGUCGUCUAAAUCCCCCAAUGAAGGACGUGGUGAAGAAGGAGGUCAUCAAACUCCUCGACUGUGGCAUCAUAUAUCCCAUCUCAGACUCCAAAUGGGUGUCACCGGUCCAAGUGGUGCCUAAGAAGAGUGGAAUCACAGUUGUGAAAAAUGAACAAAAUGAGCUUGUGCCCCAAAGAACCGUAACUGGCCACAGAGUCUGCAUUGAUUAUAGGAAGCUCAACACCACCACAAGGAAAGAUCACUUCCCUUUGCCAUUCAUCGACCAAAUGCUUGAGAGGUUAGCUGGUCAUUCAUUCUAUUGUUUUCUUGAUGGAUAUUCUGGUUAUAAUCAAAUUGCAAUUGCUCAUGAAGAUCAAGAGAAAACAACUUUUACUUGUCCUUUUGGCACGUUUGCAUAUCGUAGAAUGCCCUUUGGUCUUUGUAAUGCCCCUGGUACCUUCCAACGUUGCAUGCUUGCUAUUUUCUCUGAUUAUAUUGAAAAAAUCAUUGAAGUUUUCAUGGAUGAUUUUAGUGUUUUUGGAAUGAGCUUUGAUGAUUGCUUGCAUAACUUGGAUUUGAUUUUGAAACAAUGCAUUGAGACCAACCUUGUUUUGAAUUGGGAAAAGUGUCACUUCAUGGUGACACAAGGUAUAGUGUUGGGUCACAUUGUGUCUGCUAGGGGAAUAGAGGUUGAUAAAGCAAAAGUAGAUCUUGUGCGCUGCUUACCCUCUCCCACUUCUGUGAGAGAGGUUUGUUCUUUUCUAGGACAUGCAGGGUUCUACAGGCAUUUUAUCAAAGAUUUCUCAAAGAUCUCAAGGCCCUUGUGCACACUUUUGCAAAAGGAUGUGGUGUUCAAGUGGACAAAAAAGUGUCAAGAGGCCUUUGACACAUUGAAAGCAGCCUUGACAUCUGCUCCUAUCAUGAUGCCUCCAGAUUGGACUCUUCCCUUUGAAAUCAUGUGUGAUGUAUCAGACUAUGCGGUUGGAGCUGUUCUUGGACAAAGGAAGGAAAAGAAGCCUCAUGCCAUAUACUAUGCCUCAAGGACAUUGAACGACGCCCAACUCAACUACUCAACAACUGAGAAAGAACUCCUUGCCGUGGUCUUUGCACUAGAUAAGUUUCGUUCAUACUUACUUCAAACUAAAAUUAUUGUUUACACUGACCAUGCUGCUUUGAAGUAUUUGUUGUCAAAGAAGGAGGCGAAACCUAGGUUGAUUAGAUGGAUUCUCUUGCUUCAAGAGUUUGAUAUCGAAAUCAAGGACAAGAAAGGGAGUGAAAACGUGGUAGCUGACCACUUGAGUAGACUUGUGCAUGAGGAGGAUGUCCUGCCCUUAGAAGAGAAAUUUCCUGACGAACAACUCUUCGGAAUUGAGGUAAGUAUGCCUUGGUAUGCUGAUAUUGUGAAUUAUCUAGUAACUAGGCAAAUCCCAAACACUUUAACUCGUGCUCAUCAAGAAAAACUCAAAAGUACUGCUAAGCAAUAUGUGUGGGAUGAUCCUUACUUGUGGAAACAUUGUUCUGAUGGUUUGAUAAGACGUUGUGUGAAUGAAUUUGAUGGGCAAGCUGAAGUGUCCAACAGACAAAUCAAGCAGAUUUUGGAGAAAACUGUUGGAACAUCUAGGAAGGAUUGGAGCCAACGAAUUGAUGAUGCAUUAUGGGCAUAUAGGACAGCAUAUAAGACGCGUAUAGGGAUGUCACCCUUUAGGUUGGUGUAUGGGAAAGCAUGCCAUCUACCCGUGGAAUUAGAGCAUAGGGCAUGGUGGGCGGUUAAAGCCUUCAACAUGGACUUGGAUGAAGCUGGUUUGCAUAGGAAGUUGCAAAUCAAUGAGUUGGAGGAGAUACGGAAUGAUGCUUAUGAGAGUGCACGCAUUUACAAAGAAAAAACGAAGGCUUUUCACGAUAAGAUGAUUCGUGGGAAAUCCUUUGUGGUUGGUCAGAAAGUUUUGUUGUUCCACUCUCGCCUCAAACUCUUCCCAGGUAAGUUACGAUCUAGAUGGGUUGGACCUUUUGUUGUUACUCAUGUUUUUCCCCAUGGUGCAGUUCAAAUAAAGAGUGAAGUAACAAAGAAUGAGUUCAAGGUGAAUGGACAUCGGCUCAAACCCUAUUAUGAAGCAUUGGUGGGGAAAAAGGUGGAGGAAGUACCCCUCCAAGAUGCACCACCUUCUGAGGCUUAA